AUGGCACAAUUCAUGAGCAAUGCCUUGGCUGGCUUCUCCAAAUCCGACGAGGAUGAGGAGCAUGAUGACUCGCCGCAUUAUCGUUUCAUCAAAGACACGCUACUUCCAAAUACUGUCAAGAUUCAGAAAGAAUUGAGAGGAAGAAAAUUCAAGGAGAUCCAAGCCAAGUUGGGCGAAGCUCUGGUAGGAAUGCACAGAUUUCAAUUUGAAACGUGGCCACCAGAUCCAUCCGACGAAAAGCCAACUGAUGCCACACCACACAAAUCAUUGGACGAACAUUUGGAGGAACAACAGCAGCAACAACAACAACAACAACAGGCGGCGGGAUCUGACGAGGAGGAUAUUGAAUCCACCAUUGGAGAUUUCAAAGAAGCAGCAAAGGAUGAUGACUUGAGACCCUUUGAUGAUAUUUCAACGUCUACUUAUGCUACUGCCAAAACAACUAGCACCAAUGGUAGCCACAGUGUGGAAUCAGCCGCCACUCAAAUACGACAACAACAACAGCACCAGCACCAGCAGCAACAACAACAACAACAACCAAGUGCAAAAGUGGAAUUGGAAGACGACCCUCUCACCCGAGAACCGAUGGACGAAUCAAUUACCAAUGCUUUAGAAGCUUAUACUUUGAUCUUUACGCAUCCGCAAAAGACAAACAAAGCUUGCGAAUUAGCACUAUUUUGUACAACACAAUUGGUCAAACGAGGUUAUCUUUCGGGACGAGCAGGAGGCCAAGACGACCUCUCGGGAAGUGGGCCCUCACAUCGGGAGACUCCUGUGGAGGAACGUCCGGAACCAUCUCUUUUGCAUCAACUCAUGCAUGCCAUUCAGAAAUGCGGAGAGUCGGCCAAGGAUUCUGUUCAGACCCAUGUCAUUGCUUGCUUUCAGGCAAUCAUGAUGUCUCCAAAAUGCAGUGCUCAUGAGGCAACCCUCUUGUUGGUGAUUCGAAGCAUUUUUCACAUUUAUUUGGUGACGAAAAAUCCUUCGUGUCAACAAAAAUCCAAGUCGUGCUUGAUGGAAAUUUGUUCUUCGAUUGUUCGGAAAAUGGAAGAUUCCCCACUGAAUGAAAACUCCUUGUUUUACACUGACUCGUAUUACUUGAUGCGAAGUUUGGUCAAACUAUCCUCCAAGGCCCUGCAGGGAAUUGAUGACAAGGAUACUACUGCAUCCAACUUUUUGACCAGACAGAUCUUCACUACAAAUACCUUCGACCCACUGGCACUCAACAAUAAAGUCUUGAGUUUGGAGCUGAUUUGUCAAAUUAUGGAAUGCGCUGGAGACAAUAUCUGCUAUGGCGAAAAGUUUGUUCAAAUGGUACAGGCACAGCUUUGUGUGGCAUUGCUCAAGAAUUGUAUGUCGAACCAUACCCAAGUGGCCUUUAUCAGUCAAAAGAUAUUUCUUGUUUUGGUGUACAAAUUUAAGACCCAUUUGAAGGAUGAAAUUAGUGUCUUCAUGACCAAUAUUUUCCUUCGAGUGCUCCAAUCAGACAACUCUACUUUUGCACAAAAGGCGUUGGUGCUGGAAUCUCUUCGGAGUUUGUGUAAUGAUCCAGUGCUGCUGACGCAAAUCUUCCUCAAUUAUGAUUGUGACUUUGAUGCCAUGAACCUUUACAAGGACAUUCUCUUCCACUUGACCAAAUUGUCCGGAAAAUCGACGGAAAAAAUUCCAUCCAACAUGUCCAAAAAGGAUGCCGAAGAACACUUUGAGCUUAGCCUUGCCGCGGUGGAAGUCUUGGUGUCGGUGCUCCAUAGCUUCCUCAAGGCAUUGAACAUGCCUGCCGCGAACCACUCGAAAAUUAAUGAUACGGCAGGUAAAAAGAUUCGAGCUAUUUUGGGAUUGAAAGAUGUAGGACAGUUCAAGUUGCAACAGCAAACGCAAGACACACAAAAUCAACAGCAACAGCAAUUAGACGACCCUGACGAUGGCUCGGUGCAACGAGGGUUAACAGCGCGAUCGAGAAGUAGUUCCUACAAUUCGUCUGACAAUUCAUUAGAUGGCUCUGCUUCUCAGUUGGUGGCGGAUCAGAUUGUGGACGCCUUUGACCGCAAACGGAACUUGGAGCAGAACUUUCAAAUGGGAUCCAUCAAGUUUACUCUGUCGCUCAAGUCAGGGCUGAAAUUCUUUAUUGAUAAUGGUUUCGUGGAGCUUGAUGCUGAACAGAUAGCUCUCUUCUUUUUGGAAAAUAAAGACAAGCUAGACAAGACGCAAAUGGGUGAAGUUCUGGGAAAAGAACCAGAUGCAGCCUUUGUCAAAACACCCAAUACAGACCCUGAAAAGGGAGGCCCUGGAUUCUUCCUCAGAGUACUGCACCAUUACAUUCAUUCCCUAGACUUUGAAGAUCUUCCCUUUGAUGAUGCCAUUCGAUUGUUUCUGAGUGGAUUUCGUUUGCCAGGAGAAGCUCAAAAGAUUGACCGCAUCAUGGAAAAGUUUGCCGAACGAUUCACGAUUCAAAAUCCCGAGGUUUUCCACAAUGCCGAUACAGCGUUCAUUUUGGCAUUCUCAGUCAUCAUGUUGAAUACUGAUUUGCACAACCCUUCCAUCAAGCCCGAGAGAAGGAUGACUUUGGAUGGAUUCCAACGGAACAAUAGGGGCAUUGGAGAAAACGGGGCCGACUUGCCUGCAGAUUUCUUGGCUGGUAUUUUUGAGCGUAUCAAGAAGAGCCCGUUUUCUCUCAAGGAAGAUGACGCCGCGAGAGAAAAGGCUGCGGCGGAGGUAAUGGAAACCAGUUUCUUCUCCGAUGCGAAUAUCUUUGGAAUGUCGGCAGAAGAGAGAAAGAAGAAAAAGUUCAAGAGUGAAAGAGAAGAAAUGAUGUCAGCAACCGAGCAACUAAUCCGUCGACGAAGAGGCAAGACCACCACUGCAGAAAAGAGCAAUGUCGACUCGGUUGCCCCUUCGGAUGUUGUGAAACCCAUGAUGGAUGUCACUUGGGGUCCCAUCAUUGGUAUGUUAUCUCAAGUGUUGGAGUUUUCGACAGAAGAAAGAAUCAUUGCUGUGUGUUUGAAUGGUUUCGUCUAUGCUGUGAGAGUUGCUUCACACAGCAAUAUGUCUUUGGCUCGAGAUACCUUUGUCAACUCGCUCGCCAAGUUCACUCUACUGGGAUCGAUUAAAGAAAUGAAAUACAAGAAUAUUGAAGCAAUUCGAACGUUAAUGACAAUGGCAAUUGCAGAUGGUGAAUACUUGGGGGAGAGCUGGGCUCCAGUCCUGCAAUGUAUAUCGCAACUAGCGAGAAUGCGAAUGUCAGCGUCGGGACUAGACUCGGAUGAAUCUUUUCUCAAGCAAGAAAGCAAAGCACCGGUUCCCAAGAGGCAGUCGAACAUGUUUUUCAAAAACCAAAAGGAGGUCAAGGCUUUGCAAAGCAAGGAAAUGGCGGAAAUGAACGAACGUGCGAUUCUUGAGACCUUUAGUGAGCAGCUCAUCGACAAUGUCUUUUCAUCGACUGUCAAAUUGUCUGCAUUAAGUUUGGGGCAUUUCAUUGAGCAACUUGUUGCGGUUUCAAAGACAGAGCUUGAGGGAGACACAACGCGCAGCAUCACUGGAAUGAAACAAACUGGUGAAGGAUCGCAGCAUGGUGACGAUGGUCCAAGUAUAUUUUCACUGCAGCGCCUGGUGGACGUGGCCGACUUCAACAUGGACUCGCGUCCACGUGUCAUUUGGACACAAGUAUGGGAAAUUAUGGCUGAUUUCUUUGCAGAGAUUGGUUGUCACAGAAAUCAAAUGGUUAGCGUUUUUGCCAUCGAUUCUUUGAAACAAAUGAGCUCGAAAUUCUUGGAGAAACCCGAGCUUGCGGAAACAAAGUUCCAACGCACAUUCCUAAAGCCAUUUCUGUUAAUAAUACAAAACCCUGAGACUCCAGAUUCAAACCGGGAGAUGGUUCUACAAUGCAUCGACCAAAUGGUUAGCACCAAGGCUCACAAUUUGCAAAGUGGUUGGAAGGUGUUCUUUGAUAUCGUGAUGGUCGCAUCGCGAGACUCCAACGAAAGAAUAAUGGUUCUCUCAAUCAAUAUCUUGCAACGCCUUCUUGAUGAUCACCUCAGCCAAUUGUGCAGAUUGCCUGCUUCAAAGACGGAAGGUGACGAGAAAGAAGGCAAGGGAGCCCUGUCAUCAUCAGAAGCGAGAAACCGCAAUGCUACAGCGGAGGACUUUGUUCGAAUGUGCCGGGCUUCACUUGCAUUUGUACAACAGGAUGGGCCCCAGAUGAGAUAUCCUAUUGGCAUUUCAAUGAGAGCCCUUUGCCACUCCGCAAUUUAUGCCGACCUUAUCGCCGAGGCUCAAAUUCUUCCACCAGUAUCUGGUGCUCAAGCGGAGGAUCCAAAUGCUCAUGGGUUUACAUACGAUGGCUUGGAUGAAAAAGAAGCCCUUGAAAUGGUCCUCUGGAGACCAAUUCUUGACGGUCUCGCUUCGGCUGCAAAAUCCACUGCCACGAGCCGUGCGGGAGGGGUUGGGUGCCUCCUGCAACGCGGUAGUGUGCUCGCAAUCCGCGCAAUCCUUUUGAGACACGGUUCACUGUUUUCAGUAAACCAAUUAUCUGCGAUAUUAAGAGAUACGAUAACUCCUGCAUUCAAAGAAGCAGCAGAGAAUGACAUCUCUCCUGUGGUCUCGAUCACAUCAGAAUCACCUGCCAUGUCGAACCUGGAUUUCAUGAGUGCGCCGAUGCCCCUGCCGCCUCCAGAUGAUGACGAUGGCCUCCUCAAAUUUGAAGAAGCGGCUCGACGUAUGGACGCUGCUCCAAAACGCCCAUUGGGUCCUUCAGAAUUAUUACUAGAAGCGUGUUUUACUGACAUGCGUCAUGGUGGAGAUGGGGAUCUAAGUCAAGUCUACAAGUUUGCGAACAAGGAAAUGAGAGGCAAUGCUGACGGAGAGCAGCCCUUUCCUGAUAGCUGGAUAGCAACAACUGCUGCCGUUGCUCUUGGCACUCUGACAGAUGUGGCUAGCGAGGUCAUUGUACCAAAGGGUAAAGAAGGCGCCUCGAAAUUGUGGCCUGACGUUGCUGACAUGAUUCAAACAUGGUGCAACGGUUCUGAUUCUUGGCAACCCUGUGAAGCUCUCGUACGGGUUGCAUGUAGAGAAACCAAUAGAUUCGCAAACCGUGUUUCGGCCAAAUUGGAUGGGCUUGAUUCUGAUGAUAAAUCAGCAUGGGGGGUUGCCAUCGUUCAAUUUUUCCAGGAGACGCUGAGUCGAUGUCUGGAUAUCGAGGUUGCACUUCAGGAUGAAAUUAUCCAGGAGAAAGCAAAGGUGUUCAAGAGGGUUGCGGAUAAUGACCAAGAUAUCGCCGCAGCGAAGUCUUUCGAAUCUUCAACAUGGGCCAGUCUUGUCCCAUCACUCAAGAUUCGGUGCAUCGCCGCACACUUCCUGCAAGAGGCUUUGCAGUCGUUGAAUGAGAAUGCACCUGUCCCUCCUCCAGUUGCAAAGGAUCUACUGGAUGCGCUCAAUCGAUCUCGCGAAUUGGCAGAAGCUGCAGCCAAAAAUGAAGACAUCGCACUGGCAUUCCAGGAGGCAAUUCUUAGCGAGUGGGGAAUGGACGAAGAAGAUAGAGAAGAAGCUUUGAUGAAUGUGGCACGACUGGCACAAACGCAAGGUAGUGCCAUGUUCUUCAUGAUGCAAACAGCUGGUGCAACCAACGUGAUGAUUCAGGUGCUCAGUGCUUUGUACGAGGGCGAAGCGAGCGGCAGUUCCGACUCGUUUGCCAUCCCGUAUCUGCUUGAUAUCAUGCAAGAUGUCUUUCACAAGUUUGCUGAGUCUGAGGCUACCGAAGGACAUCGAAUUUCAGGAGGCAUCAAAGUGGCAGUCUACUGCACCACAUUUUCGUCGACCAUUGUCUGUUUGCUGAAAGCCAUGAUCGCGUUCGAUAAAGAUCAUUUCGAAAGUCAAAAGGCAGCCUUCUUUCCAAUGGUAUGCCGUCUGAUAACAGUUCAAAGCGAAGAAAUCCGAGAGCUAGUCCAGGAAAUUCUCAUGACCAAGUUUGGUCCCAUGCUGGGAGUCGCAAGCAAUGGCAUGGAAGCCUAA
This is a messenger RNA of Cylindrotheca closterium, 6000 nucleotides long. The record is from the annotation of a GenBank genome assembly. Lineage: Eukaryota; Bacillariophyta; Bacillariophyceae; Bacillariales; Bacillariaceae.